AUGUUAAAUAUAUUUAUGUUAAAAAUUCUACUAAUUACGCUAUGGAUUCUUAAUGCCCCCACCAAGGCUUUGUGUCGCCAUCAUGGUCGCAAUGGAGGCGGCGGCGGUGGUUAUCGAUCAUCCCAAAUGCAGCAUGUCGGCAAUAUUGAUGUGCGUGAUAAAAUUCUCGAACUGCAAUGUUAUGCCAAAUGCCAGGACAGCGGCACCGGCGGCAGCUCGAGCGGUGCGCGCUACCUUAGCGAUUGUGAAGCCUGUCGCAAACAAUGUCAAAUCGAUAUGAUCAAAGCACCGCGGCGUGGCUAUUGUCCGGCCAUGCAAAAUGCCAUCUUUCAAAAUAUCAACAUUCAGCCGUUGCAGAAACUCUCCUGUCUGGACAACUGCAGCUAUGAUUUCGAUUGUCCCGAGGUGCAGAAAUGUUGCAGUUCGGCGUGCGGUCCGGUGUGCAUGCAACCGAUUGGUGUGCGUGACGACAGUCUGCUGCCGCCAAUACCAAAGAUACUUAAGUGUACGCUGAUCGCCCGCGAGCUAAAAGUCGAAAUCACAUUACAAUCGAAUUCGUCAUACUAUUUUCAUGUGGAGAUUCGGCAUCACAUUGGGUCGCAGCUAUCCCCGCGUAAAUUAAGUGCCUGGCAGUAUCAGCCAGUUGAACUAUUGGCAGAGGUGUUAGAUUUAAAUAGAAUGUUAACCACAGUAGGAUUUUAUUUAAGACCUGGUCGUUGGUAUCAGGUGCGUGUGGCAGCUAUAAAUGCGUAUGGCUUUCGUGGUUAUUCAGAACCAUCACAAGCAUUUACUUUACCAAAUCAUCCUAAACCACCAAAACCUCCAGCUGACCUUAAGGUUAUCUCAUCCCAUUUCGAUGGCAAAUCGGUGACCAUCAAAAUUGUUUGGUGUGCCUCGAAAUCAAAUUUACCCAUAGAAAAAUAUAAAGUUAUUUGGUCACUAUAUGUGUAUGCAAUACAUGAGUCCUUUAUAUCGAGUGAGGCCUAUGUAAAGGAUCGCCAUCAGUACGAAAUAACAAAACUACUUCCUGAUUCUAGUUACUAUAUACAAGUUCAAGCCUUUUCGAUAAAUGGUCGCAAACGCCUUAAAUCGGAUAAACACUCAAUAUUGUUUAAUACCACAAUUGUGCCAACGCAAACAUUCGAACCACUUAAAUGUGGUCGCGAACAACAACAACAGCAGCAGCAAUUAUCAUCACGUGCCACCACCGAUGAUGCCAUAAAUGCCAAUGCCCUAUCAUCGAUCGAUGAGAGAUAUUAUGCGAAGAAAUAUUCUCUAAAUGAUGCUUCCCCAUUGGCUGAUACACCAUCGACAUCAUCGUUGUCUAUAAAAAAUAGUACUUAUUCAUCCUCGUCAUCUGCAUCCUCAUCGCCAGUUGCAUCUGCUUCGGCAGCAGCAUCGACAAGCCCCACAAAAUCCCAGGAUAAAUUUGAGGUGAAAUAUCGCUUAAAUCGUAAACUCGGAAUGCUGGUGGUAAUAUCUGGCUUCCAUCCGAAGGAGGAGAAAAUAUAUGAACUUUGUCCACUGCAAACAAAUUGCGAAGAAGGAGAAUACAAUGCAAUACGUGUAAAUAAAGAUUCAUUGGUCUUUAGUAAACUGAGCUAUAAUACCGUCUAUACAUUUAAGCCACGUAGCAACUCCAUUGGUGAUAUGGAAGGCAUGAAGACGAUAACAUUUACCACACCGAAAUGUGAGAAUUUUCGCAAAGGAUUUCCAAAAGCUAAUAUUAAGUGUUAAUUAUAUAAAACUCACUACAACUAAUAAUAAACAAAGAAACAAAAAGAAUAAUAAUA
Molecule: messenger RNA, 1793 nt
Organism: Musca vetustissima
Lineage: Eukaryota; Metazoa; Arthropoda; Insecta; Diptera; Muscidae
Gene: Kal1
Product: anosmin-1
Exons: 6
Coding region: 1-1737 (578 amino acids)
Biological process (GO): neuron differentiation
Cellular component (GO): cell surface; extracellular region
Molecular function (GO): peptidase inhibitor activity; protein binding
Source: RefSeq, a predicted model, not a curated record